Messenger RNA from Parus major (Great Tit), 16779 nucleotides. It is a transcript of the gene EPM2A, whose product is annotated as EPM2A glucan phosphatase, laforin. The transcript is spliced from 4 exons. Gene Ontology annotation, biological process: protein dephosphorylation. Gene Ontology annotation, molecular function: protein tyrosine/serine/threonine phosphatase activity; protein tyrosine phosphatase activity; carbohydrate phosphatase activity. The record is from RefSeq and is a predicted model, not a curated record. Gene Ontology annotation, cellular component: cytoplasm; nucleus. NCBI's taxonomy places the organism in Eukaryota, Metazoa, Chordata, Aves, Passeriformes, Paridae. Bases 13966 to 15231 code for a protein of 421 amino acids.
UAUGGGGAACUAUUUACAAACAUUCAAACACUGCAUAAUUUGGGAAUGAUUAAUAUUUAUCCACAUUUCAGAAUGAAGACUGGUCAUUAAUUUUCAGAUUAUCUACCCAUUUCUAUUGUGCUGGUCUAUUAUGCAGCAUAGAUUCCCUUUCACAAUUAAAGGUUUGAGUACAUAACAUUGAAGACACAUAUUGUAGCUUGUAGGUUUCCUCUAAUUGAUUUUUCUGAACAAUAAAUUGGAAAGAUUAUCUGGUCAAUAUGAUAUGCUGCUGGUUUGCAAAGAACAUUUAGUAUGCUGUUUCAUGGGUAAAGCUUUCUGUAGAAAGUUGUUGGGUAGAAUAGCACAGAAACAAAACUUGAGGGUAUUUAGAUAAUGGUUGUAUUUCAGACUGCUUAUGGAAUGGCAAAAUAGGAAACAUCAUUAAAAUAGAAGACUGCUCAGAAACUUGACUUUUUGCCCUGACAUUUGCUAAUACUGGCAUACCAAUAGUCUUUAUAAAUAAAAAUGGUACCCAUACUACACUAAGUUCAACCCUAAAAACUUGUGAAUAUUGCACUUUUUAGACAGACCACAUUUUGGUUUUCUCUCUCUAUAACUGCAUUAAAUAUUCUCCUGUGUCAGGAAAUACUUUCUUCAGCUUUCUUCAUGCUUAAAGUAUUGAAGGGGAUUUGCCUGUAUGUUUUAGGUUGUUUUUCUGAGAUUACUACUGCUGAAACUUCCUCUGUGUUGCAUAUAGUUUUCUAAAAUGAGAUUUAAGUUCAGUGAACAGUUCAAUGCCUGCUGUAAUAUCAGCAGGCAUUAAAUUCCUUCAGUCAGAAUGUCUGUUCAGGCAGCUUUGAUCAUCUUCAGAUGAGCAGAACCUAGCAGUUGUUUAAAGCACUGAGGAAAAAAGGUAGUAUGCAGAUAGGAUUUCUAAAAACUUAUGACAUGUAAAGUAGAGUUUGAAGAAUGAGAGUCUCAUACUGUGACUUUCUGGCAUGUGGUAAAUAUUCAAGCAAUAAUAAAAAAAAAAAAAGUGGAGAGAGAAUUGAAUGAAGCUACAGAAUAACUCAGGCAUCAAGUCCCAGCAUAUACAGACUCUUCUGAGAGACUGUGAGAAUGCUGGGAGUUUGACCUGUACAUGCUGCGGCUGUGUUUCAGUAGCAAUUCAUCUGUUUUUCCAUAAUAGCAGGAGUUUUCCUGCUGCUGCUUGUGCUUUAAUGUGCUUUAGUUGUAAAUUGUCUCCAAGCACUGCUUGCAUUCCUGAGUCAAAUGCCAGUUAAGUUGAACACAGUUCUCUCUGCUGAAUGCAAGGUAUGUAUUUGAUGUAGAUUCUACAUGAUGGUUGUAUCAGAAGUAGUAUUUGAUCAGAAUAAUAGAAAAGUAAGGUCCUUCAGAGACCAAUCCAUCUGCUUGGUUUUUAUUGAUAUUUGCCAGAAAAAGAGACCAAAAAUGUGUUAGGGAAUGCAAGGAGCAAGACUGAUAGCAUUCAGUAUAGAUUGCUGAUCAAGAAAACAUUAUUAAUCAUCAUUAGAUCCAGUAUGAUGGUAAAAGUCUACACCUCUGCUGUUUUGACAGACUAAAUUCUGAGGCACAUGCAGCAGUAGGUAUAUAGGCUCCUUACAGUCUCACGUAGAAAAAAAAUCUGUACAGAGUUUAACUGCAAAGGAAAGUUAGAAUUUAGAAACAUAACAUAAAAAUAUAAUUAUAUGUUUAGAAACAUAGGAAAGUUAGAAUUUCGUCAGGGCUAGAUUUGUACAAUGAAUCAGGAAAAUGUGAUUCCUGCCUUGAGGAUAUUUCUGGUUCUUAGCUUUGUCCUAAACUGGGCUGAUAUUUAUAUAUUUAUCUAAAUUAUAAAAUGAAGGAGCUGCAGGAAAACAGUAGUAGGAAAAAAUGAAAUUACCUCACAAAAUUGUUUCUGUUUCAUAGUAUCAUAAUGUAUUGAAGUGAGAAUUUUACAAGGUGUUAAAGAGAGAAGCAGAAGUAGAUUGAUAGAUGCUUUUCAUUUAACAUUUGCCCUUUUUUCCCCCCUAUGUUUCCAAGUAUGUAACAGCAGAGCUACCUUCGAGUUUAUUGUGAUUUAAAUGGUGGCAAUUCUGCUAGUAAAAUGAAAGUUGGGUUGCAUUAGUAUUCAUAGCACAGGGGCAGGCUGCAGGACAAAACUAAUCUGAUUAUGUGACUGGUUAGCAAAUGAACAAUCAACGACCUGGCAUGAACCUAAGUUGGACUUUGUUCAGAAGUGUUAAUGUUUGAUUGUUAUGUGUUGUGUAAUCUUCUGAAUAUUGUGUUCUCUUUAGUAUUUUAAUUAUAUAGUUGUGUUCCACAUGUGAUUCUGGAGGCCUUUUGCAGCAAACAGGAAAUAGUAUGCUGAAUAAAGAGAUUUGAACCUUGGUUAAGGUAAAAUGUUAGUGCUAUGAACUGUGACAGCUGUUUAUGAGCAUCAGCUGUCUGGAGUUUCAUGUCAUUGUGUAUUUGAAGAGGAAGGGAUGACUGGACACUGUGUUGCCUAAGCAAGGUGGCUUUACUUACAAGCAAGAUUUUUAUAAGGUACAGCACUGGGCAUGUGUUUUUUAAUAUACAGAUGGGGAGGAUAUUCUUGAAUUAACAAUGCAGUAAGACUGCUGAGUAGAUGGGAUUGCAUACAACAAAAAUUGCUUCCAUAUUGUGUGAUAAAACAGACUUUGUCCAAGUGACCUGCAUCUUUGACAUCAGUUAAAUGCAGUUGUAACUUGUAAUCAUAUUUUUCAGCUGAUGCCAUUUUGGAUACACACAGAAGCCUUUAUAUUAAAGGUUAGAACCAAACCAAGAAAAGAAACCCACACCAAAAAUAAACCUACCCCAACAACGUGAAAAAUUCUCAGUGAUACAUUUUUUUAAUGUAUAAACAGCGAUGAUUAAUGGUUGUUAGGAGAGCCUGGGAAGUAAAUAGAAAACUCAGUUUCUGUAUUUUGUUCCAAUUAAAUCUCCUGCAUAUAGAUUAGCAAGUGCAUCUUUUUAGUGAAAACCAAAGUCAAAACAAAACACGUUUACAUAAGCUGUAUGAUUGGCAGUUAUCACUUUCUACUGUCCUUUUGAUCUUCAAGUGAAACUUUAGCAAUCCCAGAUUUGCUGAUUUUACCAUCCAGAAGGAAGAAUCUCUGUGAGAAGAGACUGGACAUUUAAGAGAGUGUGAAAAACACUAUGUAGCAGCUGUGAGAGAAGAGUGACAAAAAUCUGAGAGAAACAGCCCUGCAGACACAAAGGUUUAGGAGAAGGAGGUCCCUGAUGGAACAGAUUCCAUGUGGAAAAAGACCGUGGUAACCCAGGUCGUUGCUGAAGCCAUGGAGGACUACAGGGGAGCAGGUAUCAGCUCUGCAGCCACUGAAGGACCCCUUGGCUGGGGUGCAGGUGGAUCUACCUUGAGGGAAUCUGUGCUCUGUGGAAAGCCCCCACAGGAGCAGGCUUCUGGCAGGAGAUUCCACCCAUGGAAGGGAGUCUAUGCAGGAGUAGGUAUUGUGGCUACUACAUUUCUGCUACAUUAACUAGACCCAGAAUAACACAAUAACACACUAGCUAGUCCCAGAAAAACAGAAUAACAGAAACCUGUAUGAAUUAGUUACCUUGUGUAAAGGCUUGGUAAAGAAGGUUCAUCUGCAGAACAUCUGCAGAUGAAAUAAAAUGUAAGAAAUCAUUAAAAUAGGGGGAGAAUAUGGAAUCAUUCAUGUUUUUGACAGUUAAGGUAAAUCAUACCUGGUCUCUAAUUUUGCUCUGACCACACAUGCUCUCAGCAAAAGUGGGUUUAAAAGCCACUGUUCUAAAGACAGGGCACAGCCUGCCUUGGGAAUACUCUAUUUGAACUUUAAGCCACUCUUGGUUGACAGCAAUUGAACAACUUACUGGUAACUAUGGUACUGAGUGAGAACAACACAUGAUGUGAAUGAGUAUUACCUGGCAGCUGUGGUGACCUAACAGAGUGUGGGGAAAGGUUAGCAAGUGGCCAACUGAUGCAUGCCAUGUGACUUCAGAUCUUGAGCAUCAUACCUGAUGGUUGCAUGAAGGUCAUAUGAGCGUGUUUUUCUCCCAUGUUUUGACCAGAUUAGAGUGACUACUUGCAUCCAUGGUGGUAAAGUUUUAGAGUUGUGCUCAGACUGAAACUAUCAUGAGGCUCAUUAUCUGGGGACUCUCCCAUCCUAAGGGUAAGCAGCCCCCAGGCACAUUGUAAUUGCAACUGUGCUUAUGAACUUACCCAUAAUGCAACUUGUGGAAGGAAAAAAAAUCACUAUUGCUGUAUGGAUCAUGUAAAUACAUUUAAAUGAAGUGAGAUGCUAGAGCUAUUGCUAUAGUAAUUCUUUGAAAACCAUAUAGAGUUAAUUUUAUGCUUAGUUGGAUCAAUGUAUCAAAUGAAUUGGUUUCUGUCCCCUUGAAUUUAUGCAGGUAGUAAUGUUUGAACAAAGAUUUGCUACAGCAAAGCAAAUAUUAAUAAAUACAGAAUAAUAAAUGUAAAAUACAAUGACUCAUUCUCUUGUGGUAGGAACAUAAACCUUAGCCGAACUUAGGAAAGACUACCAGUAACUACCAGAUGGAUUUAUUAUGUAAAUAACAACUUUUCACACGUUUUUGAGUGUUUUUGCUCUCAGUAGAACAAUCUGAAGGUUGUUAGUAAAUGUGUUAUACAUAUUCAUGGCAUAGACAUUUGUACAUGUUCACAUUCUGUCAUAAGACACUAUUACUAAAUUUACAUGAAGGGGUGUUUGUGGGGAAAUGAGUGGAUUCAUUUGACUUCCAUGCAAUUUUCAGGCUGUUCUAAUCCAGGUCACAUGGGCUGCAGUUCUAAACCUCCAAGUCUGAAAUAAGCCCUUCUAGGUAAUAAUGUGCCAUUCAUCCAUCACUCUACUCCAUUGCCAUUCAGUAGCUUUCCAUUUUAGAGGUCUCUAGUCAAUGACCUGUCCCUAAAGAAAAAACUGCUGUAUUUGCAAGCAUUUCUGAAUGGCAGAGAACUGCAAUUAGGAAAAAAAAAGUAUAUAGCACCCAAAUCAGUUGCUGAAGUUUAAUAGUCCCCAUUACAUUUUGAGCUGAUUGUUUGUGAGGUUUAAUGAAAUCUACAGAGCUUUGCAAAAAACAUGUCUGAGGGAAGCAGUAGAAAAAGGAUCAGUAUCUCUUGGUGUCUGUGUAUUCCAAACAGAAAAUCAAACAGAAAAAGAAGAGCUUCUUUUUAAUAUCUCCUUUUCUCUUAAUUUCUGUAAUUUUUUUGGCAUUGUUCAAAAAAUAAUAUCCCACUGGCUGUUCCCACUGAGAUUUUAAUCUGCAGUCAUACUAGUGUAAAUUAUGUAUGUAAAAUACCAUUUUACAUAGCUGUAUAAGCAGCAAUUUUAUUUUCAUUAAGUCUUAAGUUAAAAUUUGCACCUAUGUUAAAUACUCAUGGCUUAAAAUAGAUGGUCUGAAAGCACAGAACAUUAAAUAUGUGUUUCCAAAGGUACAUAAACUUCUAGGCAGUAAUAAAGGAGGAUAUGGAUUUAUCUGUUAUCUUUGUGAAGUCUUAACUUUUGACUUCUAAAAAAGAAUGGUUUUGCUAGAGUCACUUUGAAUCUUUCUACUAGCAAAUGAAGACACUGACAGUCAGUGCUUUUUAUUUUGUGCUUUUUAAAUACAAAGAAAGAAAACCCUACCUUCUGAGGUUUAGUGUUUAACAUGCUUAGAGAACCUCAUUUGAGUAAGAUAGGUUUAACUUCCCCUACAAAUGCAUGGAGACCAGAGUGAUACGAAUACUGGUUUGUCUCUUUCCUUAAAAAUAUUAAAAGGAAAAGCAUUAGAAGGUAGGCAUAAUUAAGCUGUUACAACACAAUACAAAGCACCUUGGCUCAGUUACUUUUGGAGGCAAAUAAUGAUGGGCUCAGCUCUUGCAGUGUUAGAUCUAAAAAAUUCUUAAGUCUCGUGCUUGUUUGGCGUAGGAUCUUUCUGGACUCAAACGCUGAUGUUGCUGUGCUGCAGAUGGUUGUUUUAGGUCUGUGAUUGCCACCUCUCCUGCAGCACUUGGCUUUGAGCAUGCUGUAGCAUGGAUUGUUCCACUGGUCACACAGGGCAACAGGCUGGAGUUGUUUGGGUUUUUUUGGGGUUUUUUUUUGGAUUGAUGCUGGUCACUUGCCAGACUGUUUACUUCCAGCCCACAGGAAGAUGGCUGAUAGAGACAGACAAGUAUCUGCAGUGACUAAAGGAGCAUGGAGAGCAACAUGCAAAUACUAAUUUGUCUUUUGUGUGCAUAAUCACUCUUUAGAAGUGGCAUUGAAGGAAACCCUGUCAAUUAGUUUAGCUUAUUGUUUUAUCUUGAUAGAAUUUACGUAGUUUGAAAGCAAUUUCUGUGCAGCUGAAAGCGAGGUAGUUCAGAAAGCAGAGGUAAACAAGUGCUCUGUUAUACUUGGAACCCACAGUCAGUACCUCACAUAAUGCACUUGUGUUCUGGUGAGGAGGAGCUGUGCAAUAACACCAGUCAAAUUCACGAAGCCAGAAGUGAUACUCUCAGAAUUUCUGAUUAUGAAAGCAACAGAUUGAGUUAUCACACCAGAGUCUUUGCAAAAAUGCUGAAGGAUAGUUUAUAUGUCAUUUAAUGCAGUUCAGGGUAGUGAACACUAACAAUAUCAUUGAUCAUAAAGGUGAAAAAAGUUAUUUUAUUUGUAUAUUCAUACUUGCAAAGUGAAAAUGCAGAGUUUAAUUGUUGCUUUCAGUUUAAAUCACUUAAUAUGUGGAUGCUUCCAAAAGAAAUCUAAUAGUGGCACAUCAAGUGCUUCACUGUGUUGCCCCUGUCAAGCCAUCAUGCCAGUCUAACAGCUCUAUUACCUUUGCUAUUUCCUCCUUAGAAAUAUUUUAGCCACUGCUAUAGCUGUAUUUGAUAAUAAAUUAAAACUACUCAUAAAUGUGUGCAGUGUAUAAAACCUGUUCUUUAAAUGAGAUUAAGUUCUUGAGAAGUUGUAACAUGAUAUUCUACUACAUUCUACAAAGGGUUGUUAGUUGGCUGAGAGGAACUCAAAAGUGCUUGAAGUUUGCAUGGAAUUAGUUCCAACAAUCCCUAUAUAAAUACAUUUUUUUAAACUCCCAUUUCAUUGUUUUAUGGGCAGGAAUCUAAAAAGUGAGAGAUCAGAUCAGGAUUUAUUCUGCAAGUUCCACAGACAAGUAAUUUGCUAUCAAGCAAAAACUAAUUCUGUUAAUUUAAGAAAAUAAUUCCACUGACCUGGAAUUUGAGGUCAUGAGUGCAAUACUUGAGAAAUAUGGAAUUUUGGCCAAAUAAAUUCCUGUUAUUAAUAUAUGAAUCUGUUACCUUUUCUAUUUAGAUUUAUCUCAGAAUGGGAAAGGCAUUUGGUGACAAUAUUUUAUAUAGCACUAAGCCUUAAUGAUCUUAGCCUGAGAAUUUGUGCUUAUGGAAGAGUGCAGAUUAGUUGAUGUAUAAAAGUAAACCAAAAAGAAAUCUCUAAAAAUUAGAUCUCAGUGCUAUUUUUCAGUAAAAUUAAAACCACUUUAGAGGGUGCAGGUGUAAGACAUUUCAGACAGCUUGCAUAAUUAUAGUUUCAUGCAGUAACGAAUAAAAAGUAAACACUGAGAAAGAGAACGUAAUUUGAAAAUCCAAGUGUUCUUAUAGCUGUUCAAGACAAUGUGUGUGUAAUUGAAGUGUAACUCUACACAGAGAAUAUUUGAUAUUCUGUACUGUGCUUCAGAGGCUGCUGUAAUACUGUUUAACAUGACUGAUCUGGUUGUGGGUUGAUCUUCAAAAUCCAUUAUUCUUUCAAACAGGUGAAGAAAAACCAAGUGAUCAGCUGCUGACUUAGGGGCCAGGUACAACUGAGCUGUGGUUUCUGUGGCAUUACCUUGAGGGAUGGCUGUGCUAAUGGGGAGGCAUCUGUGUGAGAACUUGAGCUCAAGUGGAAACAGGUUACUAUGAUACACAGCAACAUACACACACCAAAUUAAGUAGCAGGAGUCCCCUGUCUAUGAUCUAGUCUGCAAAGUAUGUCAUACACAUCUCCUGGUUCUUGGCUGCAAGCUGUUGCCAUGGCCUGUGGAAGGUUGCUAAGUUGCAGAAUGUUUACACUCUCAUUCUAGACUGCAAUUCCUAUUUCCAAGGGUUUCUUUAUAUCUGGAUGAAAGUAAUGUUUCUUAGCAAUGAUUAUUUGUGUGACAGGUAAGUGAAUUUAGAGAAGCUUGUCAAGUCAGCCAAUAUAAAGUUUCUUUAAAAUAAAGAGAUGUGCAGUGGAAAAUUUGGUAAAUACAUGAAACCAGGAAGAUAAGCAGCAGCAAUGUGUUGUAUUGAUGCAGUGAUACAACAACAGAUUCAUAUAUGGAAAGAAGAUAAGAGAGUAUAUGCUCCGUAUGCUGUUACAUACACUUGAGCAUUAAAUCUCUGUUUACACUGAGAAAAAUCCUUUAGUUUGUGUUUGCUUAAUUUUUAAAAAGCCAGUAAAGGUUUCCCUUUACUGUUCCAAUUCCAAAGCUGUUUGAUCAUUAUACAAUAAAAUGGCUCUAUUUCUAACUUACCUAAAAUCUAGUUGAACUUUUCAGCAAGACUUCAAUUUUUUUAGGCUGUUUAUUAAAUUCCUGUCAGUUUUGGAGCUUAUUAAAUUUGGAGUUAAAAUUAAAUUAAUAGAGUAUAUUAAAUUUCUGUCAGUUUUGGAGCUAGAAACUUCCUGCUUAAGCACAUAUUGAGAAGGAAAUUUUCUUGUCAAACUUCCUUUCCCAUGGUUGCUUUUCCCACCUUUUAUUCAACAUCUACUGCUGUGUGUGACUUCCUGAAAUAAUGCUGGUCAUGCAGAAAACAAUUUCAAUUAAAAAGUCUGCAUAAUGAAAAUUAAGGAAUUAAUUUUUUCUUAAAAUGGCCCCAGGAAUAUAAUAUACAGGAACUUUCUAUCAGUCAGUAAUUUCCUGGGGAUCCCAAGAACACUGAAACCUGCACAGGUACAGAGGGUACUUUAGACUGGAGCACAGUUAUUAGGACCUGUGAGCAUCGGCUUUUGAAAGUGGACGGAUUAUUUAAGUCUCCCCAGAAAAAAGACAGGCACAUUGUUCUACUUAAAAAUUAAUCUGUUAUGUUGCACUUAAGUUUUGGGUCAGAUUGCAUUCUCUUAACUAAUGAAAUAAAGUUUUGCUAUUCUGUACAGUCAAGUAUUUGUUUUUGCAGUCUUGUUUCUAAAGAGCAAAAACACUUCUUUUUUCCCUUACAUAGAUAUUUUAAUUAGAAACUUGAUAUAACAUUGGUGAUAACAGGCUGGUUUCAAAAAUAAAGCUUACAAUGAGUUAAUAUUGUAAUGAUUACUGCUACAUACUGUUUUUCACUCAAGAAUCUCCAGGUGAUUUGAUCUCCAAGUAAGCAUUUGGCCUCUCUUGUCCCUUUGUGCCCAGCAGAAGAGCUGUGUUCCUCCUAGGGCUACCAGAACUCUGGGUUGGCUUGGGUCACAGCAUCCCACUGCAAAUGCACCACAGAUAACCUGGAGCAUCCCUCCAAAAACUGUGUGGCUUACUCUGGGCAGGAAAGGAGCCAUGUGCUGGACUAGUCUGCAAUAUUCAUUGAUUUCUGGACAUCGAUGAACCUGAUGGGACAUCUGUAAGGGCCCCAUGCUGGAAUAUGUUGGGACUUUUUCCAGCUCCCAAGGCAUAUGAGGCUGGGGAGGAUGCAGACGGCUUUAUUGGAUGUUGAAAAAAGAAACCUACCAGAUCAGUUAUUCCUGUAUGUAUUUCUAUCAUGUUUACUGUAAUGUUAUUGUGUAUUUAUACUGCCAAGUCUCUUGUAAAAACAACAAACUUUUUAAAAAAUAUGCUACACAAACUCCCAUGCAAAAAUGAAAACCAUCUCCCAUAGUGUCCUACCUGCUACUGCAGAGUAAGUUUUCAGUGUAAUUCCUAAAAUGGUCAGUCCUGACAGAAGUUCUGUAGCUUAGCCUGCAUAAAGGGUUGUUCCUAACAAUAAGCAGCUAGAAUGGUUCACGCAGUUAUCACUGCUCUGACCCAGCUCAACUUAAAACUAAAAAUUAUGGAUAGCAGUGCUUAUCUGUUAACAAGUUCUUUAAUUCUUAGUCUUCUUUCAGUCUUCAGUCUAUAAAGGUAUUCCUUAGCUACUGUAUUGUCAAAUUAGAAGUAUUGGUGAGAACAUUAGUUCAUAGUUCUAUCAGAAUUGAUACAAGAGGGACAGUUAGAAUUCAAUUAGAAGGUCUGGGUCCAUAGAUUGAUUAGAUUAAUCAACACAAUUAACUUUCACUUAAACCAGUGGUCUUAAAUUAUUUGCACUAGAAUAGGGUUUCUUUCAUAUUUAGCUCAAUCUCUUUGAAGAAAUACAGGCUUUCUAAAUUUUUCAGCAAUGAACAUUUUACCCAAAUCACUAAUACAUCUAAAUCAGUUUAUCACAUAAUAUAAAUGUUUGCCUUUUUUACAAGCAAGACUGCGUACCAUGUGCUGCCUUUCUCUUUUCUAUAAUUAGCAGAAACAUUUGGAAAUUGCAAUAACACUUUCUCUGUAUCUUUACAAGAAAGAAAAUGACCUAAAAAGGGAAGAAAGGCGAGUCUAGGAAGGAGCACUGCUAAUCUAAACAUCACCCACAACUUGCAAUCAGGAACACCCCCUCCCUUCUCCAACCAGAUCUUUCUGUAUUUGUGUUUUGUUUUUGUUAUUCAAACUCUCUCUCUUCACUACAGACUUCCCUACUUGGAAAUAUUAUCAUGUGAGAUCACUGUACAGCAAUAACAAAUAAAGCUGUUCCAAGCUGCAAACUGGGCUAUGGGGUACAAGUUUGGAAUCAGUAAAGAACACGUACACUGCAGACACAGGCUACCCCAACGUGGAACUAUUAAGUUUAUCGGUCAUUUUAGUACUGUUCACAUUGAUCAGAUAACUGUGUGCUAUCUCUAUACCGAAUGGGCACUUUUCAGGUAAGAAACUUGUGAAGAAAAAUACGACUUUCCACUUGGAAAGCUGAAUUUUGAACUGCUGUACACUGUCAGACUUCUAAACUACUAUCUUUACUAAAAUUUCAGGCAGCAAUACUUUGCCCACGCUUUCUGAUUGUAACAAAUGAUUUAAAACUCUUGGCUUCACAAAAAUGCCACAAUUUUAUCCCUGAAAAGACACUAUAAGAAAUUAGACUUCUGCAGAAGGUUAGAACUAUGAUUCUGUAAAAGUUUAGUGCACAGCAAGUGAAAAUGCCUUUAAAUACAUUACAUGUUUGCAAAUAAAGUCACAGCUCCAAUUUCUGGACAUUCAGACUUCCCUAGAAUCCUUUCUAGGAUGCAGCCAUUAGGCAGAAAACUGAAGGCAUAACUAAUGGUUGGUUGAUGUUAAGCUGGUACACAGCCUCGGUGAGUCCUCCUGUGAGAUCCCCACCACCUGCACAAAUUUUGGAUAAUAAACAAGCUGAUUAGUUGGAAAUUAAAUAAGGCUAUGUGUUGGUACAGUUUAGGUGAAAUCCACAAAGCAGUUGAUUCUUGCAGAAACUGUGAUCUCUCGAGUCUCUUCUUGCACGCUAAUGCUGUGUAAAAAUAAGCUGUCUUUUUUUUUCAUACAAUUCUUCCCUUUUUGCCAGUUAGAAACAGCUUUAGCAAAUGCCUGGGAUGGUAGCAGCAACAAUAAACUGAAGGCUUUAAAAUAAACUUGGCACUAAGUCUCACUGUGUUGCUAGUUCACUGUUCGAUUUGAGGUCAAUCCAGGCUUCCACUCAGCAAGUGCCUGCUCUAAGUUAAGGAUACUGAGAGAUCCUAAACAGCUGUGAGGGGCACAAAUGCACAGUGUUUAUUAUUGCAAUAUAGACAAACUGCUAAGAUGGUAGUUUGUUUCCACAGGAAUCAACAAUUGAAACUAUUUUUUGUGAUAGUUAAAAGCAGCUUGAUUAUUAGGGUUUUGCCCCUUUGUGCCAAAGCUUUGUGAUGGGAACUGUAAGGCUUGCCAAGUUGGAGUGAGGACUUACUAUAGUGGGAAAAAAAAACCCAGAAAGGAAAGUCAUGUUUGAUUUGUGGGUUUGAUUUGUAAAAGAUGACUGGAUUAGAGGGAAAGCUUUUAGGUUUCAGAAUACUGUUGAGGACUGUAGGUGAAGAGCACUGGCCAGGCAAUACUAGAAUAACAGGUCAUUUUGGCAAAGGAAACGAUUGUUAAUUCCUUAAGAGGAUUAGGGUGACAGUUAAAACUAAAUUUAGGGUUAUGGCAAUGGCUCAGCUGUGGAAGUACCUCAUGAACUCCAUCAGUCCCAAAUACUAACAGUAAAUGGAACUACUCCCCACUUCCCCUUCCUUUAGUCCAGCUGAAAUUCCAGUUUAGAAGGUGAUGAAUCAUAGACCAUGCAAAUCUAACAGGGGGAGGAAAACCCAUACAUUUGCCUUUGCUUCUUGACCUUAAAAACAAACCUUACAGCUCCUCAGUCUCAGAUCUAAUGGUAAUAAAUUUUAUCCUGUCUACAGCCCCCACUCAGCCUGCAAUUUCGCUAAUAUAAACUACUCUUUUGUUCCCACUAUCCCCAGCCAUGGGACAUCCCAAGACAAUUUAUAUUUCUAACUUUUAUCUCAGUCUUGCAGAAUCCACCAGUAAGAUACAGUUUUUCAGUCCUUCCUGUUGAUCUCUCAAUGUAACCUUAAUCUGCAGUAGGGCUUUUGAGGAAAACACAGGAAAUCAAGCUGGCCACUUUCUGUCAUCUUUAACCUUAAUCUAACACACAAUAUUGAGUGACACAAAAUGGACUAAGGCAGAUCCUGGAGAAGAAAUGGACUGAAUUAUUUUUAAAGAUACUGCUUGACACAUCAGCGUCUACAGAACAAUCUUUUAUUGUUCCACAAGGCUUACAGGUCUAUGAUGAGGACUCAAUAUUUACAGGCAUAAAAGAGUUCAGAUUUUUCCAAAUAUGGAUGUUGCUGGUCUCUCUUUACACUGGGGCUUAGACAACAGCCAGGAACUGAACUGUCAAUCAGAUGUACUAUUGGAUCCUGCAGUUUCUUAGCUGAGGCUGUGACUGGAAUGAACAGAAGCAUAUGGUUUUAUGUAGACACUAUAUGCUGGGGUGAUUCUAGGAUUUCCUGUCAUGCUCCAGCUUUAGGAUAAAACCACAAAGUUGUUACAUUCUGUCUUGUCCAUGCUGCUAAAAUGAAGGUGUAUGGAAAAGAGAGACAUCUGAAAGACAAUUAUGAGAUAGGGUAUGGGUAGCUGAACUGUAAGGUUGAGCAAAAACAGAUUAAAAUGUACUGCACUGUUCCAAAAAGGCAGCAGUGCUACAUUGAAACCAGCAGAAAUGGAGGACAGCAACAAUUCCAUUUGCUUUGGUUACGUCUGGAAAAGUGGAAUAUCACUUACACAAGUUCAGUGAGUAUCAGUGAAAACUGGCUAAAGCACACUUAAAAAUAAAUUUGGCAGCACACACACUUCGGUGUCGCCACCCCUGAAUAAAGGAAACAAACAGCCAUCUUUUGAGGCAGGAUUUCUUUUGACUCAUUGAAAGGCCUUCAUCCUGUUCCCAGAACUUGACCUAAAUAAAGUAACCACUCCUCUAUUUCUGUCCUUAAAAGUUUCUGAAAUGGGUGUAUUCAAAGCAGGGACCGCCCUAUAAAUGGCUGGAUUACAUCCUCUUCCUCAGUCUUUUUAAGCCCUGAAUAUUGCUACACGUAGGAGUUGCCAAAUUUUCCUCUUCUGGCUGUAAACAGAAAGCGUGCAAUGAACUCCAGAUUUCUUUUAAAAGCUUUCUAACCUCCCUCAGCAUUUCACAUUUCUCACCACGGCUGGCUAGCUGUCAGCGGGGAAGACACAAACAUCAUGAACACUAAAGCGUUAUUUGCAGCCAGUCCUGAUUUGUAGUUGCACGUAUGGCAAUUUUUAAUGAUGCGUUUGCUGCGCUAAAUUAAGCCUGGGCUCUUGGGAGUAAUUGCAGUGGCUUCCUUUAAUGCGGCAAUAAUCAUUGUUAAAGUCAGCAUACGUGACGCGUAGCCUUUGGCAACCAAGACAGCCAGCGUUUAGCUGCGGAGAGGAUUUUCCAUCCCCAUUUUAGGAGGCGAUCGGGGGUCGAUGUUGUCGGAGGGGAAGUUCCCUCGGCUACGUGUGUGCGGCAGCCAAGCCCCGAAACCAGCGCCCCGGGAACGGCCCCGACCGAAGGAGCCACCGCUCGGGCUCCGCCGAGCCCAGGGGCAGCAGCGCUGUCCGGGCCGGUGUCCGGGGCAGGGGCAGUGUCCUGGGCAGUGCCCGGACCCCGGCGGUGUCCGGCCCCCGGCGGAAGGGCGGGCCCGGGCGGCGUCCCAGCGGCGGCCUUGCUGCCGGCCUUGCUGCAGCAGCGGCAGAGCUCGUGUUAAACCACGUUCUUUGUGCGGCAGUGAAAUGCUGUUCCGCUUCGGCGUGGUGCUGCCCGCCCGGGUGACGGAGGGCGGCGCGGAGCUGCUGGUGGCCGGCUCGCGGCCGGAGCUGGGCGAGUGGGACCCGCGGCGCGCCGUGCCCAUGAGGCGGGCGCGGCCGAGCGCCCCGCUGCCCGCCCAGGAGCCCGCGCUGUGGCUGGCGGAGGUGGCGCUGCCGGACGAGGACGCCGCCGGCCCCUUCUGGUACAAGUUCCUGCGGCGGGAGGGCGGCCACUUCCUCUGGGAAGGUAGUGGGCCCCAUCAUGAUCGAAGUUGUGUUUACAACCAGAGCAACAUAGUAGAUGGAGUUUACUGCCUUCCAAUAGCACACUGGAUUGAAGUCUCUGGACAUACUGAUGAGAUGAAACACACAACCGAUUUCUAUUUUAAUAUUGCAGGACAUCAAGCUAUCCAUUACUCCAGGAUUCUGCCCAACAUCUGGCUGGGAAGUUGCCCUCGGCAGCUGGAGCAUGUCACCAUCAAGCUGAAACAUGAGCUGGGUGUUACAGCUGUGAUGAACUUCCAGACUGAAUCUGACAUUGUUCAAAAUUCCUGGGGCUGCAACCGCUACCCAGAACCCAUGAGCCCCGAAAUCCUCAUGAAACUGUAUAAGGAAGAAGGUCUUGCCUAUGUCUGGCUGCCAACUGCAGACAUGAGCACUGAAGGAAGAAUACAGAUGUUGCCACAAGCUGUCUGCCUCCUGCACGGGCUGCUGCAGAACGGACACACUGUCUAUGUUCAUUGCAAUGCUGGUGUUGGCAGGUCCACAGCCGCUGUCAGUGGCUGGCUGAAGUACGUGGUGGGAUGGAGCCUGCGGAAGGUGCAGUACUUCUUGGCUUCCCGGAGACCAGCUGUCUACAUAGAUGAGGAAGCUCUGAAUCGUGCUGAAGAUGAUUUCUACCAGAAGUUUGGGCAUCUUCGUUCCUCAUACCAAAUACAAGAGUAGAAAAGUACAAGAGGAAAAGGAAGCUAAAGAGGAAUCCUCAUAUUUGAAGCCCAAGGACUUAGAAAUCUCUGUGACUCAGGCACCCACCUCUUAUCUUCAGAUGAUAAACUUCUUGUAAAAGUGAUGAGGAUUUUGUUUAGAAAGUGCCUUAGUGUUUUUUUUAUUUGCUUUCUUUAAGCUGACAUGAUUCCUGUUUUCAAGCCUUUUGGUGCAAUUAUGAGACCUAGAAAUUCUGCAAAGUGAAGCAAGAUUUUCUUUUAACUACUUGCCUGUAGGAACUGAGGUUUUAGGGUAGACACUAAAUAAGAUGUGAGGUGAAAUAGAGAAAAAAAUACAAAGAUUGACUGGACUAAGGUUCAGGUUAGGAUGGAGAUCAUCAUCAAAGCUGCUCAGUUGUUUGAAGUGGACAUUAGAUUGUUGCAGUGUUUUGUAGUAAAUUUGUAGACAAGUGAUAUUAAUGAGAAAGACCAAAAGGAAACUAGUUCUUCAACUCAGUGUUUAAAAACAAAAUGCUAAAGUCUAAUGCAAUGAGCUAAGAUUUGCUCUUUGUCCAUCUAGUUAAUGUUAAAUAUUAUGAUCUUCGGCUAUAUUCUUUUAUGACACUGGGGUUAUGCUGGGGUGUGGCAUGAAGAGGGACACAGCUCCAGCUGUAGCAGCCUUUCUUUGUUGUGGGGGCAGAUAAUAUUUGUUAUAUUAUCUUAGGCUGUGAGUUUGCUGAAUUGAAGCUGAGUUUUGCUCCUCUGGUCCAUGCAGUGCUGUACAGGGGCUCCUUUAGGUGCCAAGACAAUCUGAGCAGUAACCAUUGGGGUAAGACAGGACCUGUAGGAAUUGUGUGAUAAGCAGUGUGCACAACUGGCACCACAGCCUCUGGGCUCUAUCUCUAGAUAGACUAAUAUCACCAAUACAGCAAAAGCCUCUCCUUGUGCAAGCAGUGGGUGUGUGUUAGAUUUAGCUGAUUGAAUCUAAUGCUGGGCUAUCUCUGGGCUGAAUGAGUACAUUCCUCUAUAGGAGCAGAUAGCAACUCUGCAGAGGAUGGUUUCUCAGCACUAGCUUUGUGGAUGAUCCCUAAUAUUUUCCAUUGCUGCUUGGUCCCUCAGCUAAACUCAGCUAAACUAAGCAGUGGCAUCAACAGCUUCCAGUCCCAAUCAGAUAAAACCAAUUUGCUGUAGGUUCAGUUCAAGAGAGGAUUAAUGAUGCAUAAACAUUAAGAAACAUAGUUUCUAUAGGUUUGUUCUUCAGUGAAAUCUCAUUUUUUUUUUCCCAGCCAACUUAUUCCUCUAAAGAUGCAGUUAGUUUAAGUAUGAAAUACUGAUUUUCUGAAUACUUAAUGGAGAAACUGUUAGCUAUGAACUGUUUAUGGAGAAUGUCCAAAAUAAUAUAUUUUAUUUAUCCUGUACUUCAAUCAUCUUGAAAAGAAAAAUGUUUAAGUUAUUCUAUGUGUGGUUUUGAUCAUGACUUCAUUUCUGACUUUUUCAAAUAACACUGUCUGUUUAGAAAAUAGAUGAGAAAAGUUCUCUGUUAAAUAAAGACAAAAUUACUAUCCCAGCA